AUGCGGGGUCAUCAUCAAGUUCCAGUGGGCUACAAGAAGUUGAGCUGCGGUGGAGGGUGUCCUCGUCCAGGUACGCUUUCCAUUUCAUUACUCGGGGGUGAACGUUGGGCAGGGUCAGCCUACCUGAACUCACCCCCACCAAAAUCAAUUCCAAUGCCCCAUUUCUUAUCAACAUCCCCAUCCCCAUCCCCGUCCCCAGCUGGGGAGAGCCCACCUCCCACACCAAACCACUCUGUUGAGUCUGUGACAAUGGAGCUGCGUCGCAUACUCAACAUUGAGGUUGGUAAGUAG
Molecule: messenger RNA, 291 nt
Organism: Prunus armeniaca (apricot)
Lineage: Eukaryota; Viridiplantae; Streptophyta; Magnoliopsida; Rosales; Rosaceae
Source: the annotation of a GenBank genome assembly